AUGAGGAGUUGUACCGCCAUGCGUUUCGGUUACAAGAGUGAAUUAGGUGCCAUAUGCACCGCAUUUGCUGCAGCUGUGGGCUUUUUUGCGUUGCCACGUUCCUUUCUUAUAGUGGCGGUACCAGCGUGGCUGGUUGUGCAGCGGCUCGUGGCUCGCGGUUCACGAAAUGGCGCGCGGCCGCCGCACGAAGGGGCAACCUACAAUGGUGGCAAGGAAGGGAAGAAGGACUUGUCGCCGAGGGAGUGCCAACUCGCAUUUGUCAUUUCCCGCAAUAUGAAUGAAGAGGAGAGGCCAGUGGCAAUAGUCACGGGGACGAACAGCGGCAUUGGGUAUUACACGGCCGUGGGGCUUGCGGUGGAGGGGUACCGUGUGGUGUGCACCUGCCGGAACCCGGCCCUCAGCGAGUCGACGGCGGCAAAGAUUCGGAGGGAGGCGGAGGAUCAUCGACGAGGCCGCAAUGGGGAUUCAAUGUACAUGGAGGUACCGGAAACGGUCCUCGUGGACGGUCGGUUUUUUCUUGAAUGCGAUGACUUCGCCAGCGUGCGGCGUUUCGUGGAUCAGUUCCAGGCAACAUACAAGCGUCUUGAUGUCCUUGUGAACAAUGCCGGCAUGAUGCGAAAACGACUGGAAUUUAGUCGACAUAACCCGCAACUGGAGCUUCACACUGCGGUAAACUUUCUUGGCCCGCUUAUGUUGACAGAACUCCUUGUGCCUCUUCUUCGACGGAGUCAAGGACGUGUGGUGUAUGUUUCGUCUGCGGCACACCGUUUCCCGCAGAUGGUGCUGGAAACAGGCUUGUGGAAGACGCCGUCGAAAGCGGGCCUUAAUGGACGUCUGCUGGAUGCCGUUGAACAAAUCAAUCAGGGCGAAUUGGGUUCAACGGGUCCGCUAAAGCGGAAUACAUUGGGUUGUGCUUUUGUUCGCUAUGGAACAAGUAAAUUGCUUAAUAUUUACCACGCUCACCACAUUGCGCGACAUCACAAGAUUCCUGCGUGUUCUCUUCACCCCGGCUGUGUCGGGACAAACUUCUCGAGGGAUCUUAUGACCAGGGAGUGGAUCCAACGCAUCUACCAGUAUGCCUCUCUCCUCUUUCUAAAGUCGUGGGAGGAGGGGGCGCAAACGACUUUGCACUGUGCGAUGUGUGAUGUCGAGGAAUUAAGGCUUGUUGAGCCGCUGAAAAGAACAAACCGAACUGAACCUGUUAGUCCCUACUUUGUGGAGUGCGGCAACCAGACCAUUGAGUCGCUGCUGCCUUACGGCUGGGAUGUGGAGGAGGCAGAUCGCAUUGUAGAGUGGGGCAAAAAACUGGUUGGGCUGGCGCCGAAAUAG
Trypanosoma cruzi is the source of this 1329-nucleotide messenger RNA. RefSeq lists its product as uncharacterized. The transcript has a single exon. Bases 1 to 1329 code for a protein of 442 amino acids. Lineage: Eukaryota; Euglenozoa; Kinetoplastea; Trypanosomatida; Trypanosomatidae. The record is from RefSeq and is a predicted model, not a curated record.